Seminavis robusta is the source of this 387-nucleotide messenger RNA. The record is from the annotation of a GenBank genome assembly. NCBI's taxonomy places the organism in Eukaryota, Bacillariophyta, Bacillariophyceae, Naviculales, Naviculaceae.
AUGUGCAUGGAGUGGGUGAACAAUGAAGAGUGCAAGAAAGACUUUCUUCCCAUCCGCAUUGGCUGUACGGAAGGACCUGCUUGGGUUGCCGAAGGAGACUUCACCGAGUCCGCGGACCAGUUUGGUGCGUUCUUUAUUUCCUUGAUCAAGCUCACGAAUCGUCCAGGUAUGAAACCGUACGAGGAAUCCGUUCCUCCUCUUUACCAACAGUUUUGUUUCAAGCCUGUCGUGGCCCGCAUUGGCAAGGGAUACGCGGAAGCUUCCUACACCGAAAAAACCGCCAGCGAGUGGCUACACCUUUGUCGUCCCGUCAUUGAAGGAGUAAGCAACAAGUGGCCACCUACUGAAAAGGUGCAGAUGAUGAUGAAUGAAGGAACGAUUGGAUAA